AUGACCAGGCUCUUGUUCCUUCUAGAACUUGCUCUUUGUGUUCUCCGAGCCUUGGCUUCGUGGAGCGUCACGUACCCCCAGAAUGUACGGAGCGUCCAAGGCUCAUGUGUUGUGAUCCCCUGCACCUUCAACUACCCCGUGGACCCCCCGGAGAGCAUCACAGCCAUCUGGUACAAAAAUUCAGAGGGGUCACGCACUUUGGUCUACCAUUCUGCAACUCCGGAUGCUGUGGAUGCUCAAUUUCAAGGCCGCACAGAGUUGCUUGGAGACCCUCUCAGGGAGCGCAACUGCACCCUCCUCCUGAGGAGCACCCAGACAAGUGACAGUGGCAAGUAUUCCUUCCGGUUUGAAAUCAGCGAGGGAAACCGCUGGUCGGAUCUGCAAGGAGUUGAGCUGACCGUCACAGACACUCCCGACAGUCCCACUCUGGCCUCCCCGCAAGACAUGCUCGAGGCCCAGCUGGUGACUUUCAACUGCUCCAGUCCAUACGUCUGCCCGUACGACAGCAUCUCCCUGCAGUGGACGGAGUACAACACAGAGGCCUUCCGUGUCUCAGGGAGGGUCCAGCUGGACACCAGAGAAGUGCUGCAGAAGCAAACCCUCAGCACCCAGAUCUCCUGGCAGGAUCACAACCAGAAGCUGAGCUGCAAGGUGUCCGUGGGAGCCCUGGCCACGGUGGGAGAGGUCAGGCUCCAGGUGAAACAUUCUCCCAAAGGUGUCAAAGUGUCAAUAAGCCCAUCUGCAAAGAACAUCCGUGCCGGGGAUGCUGCGUCUCUCACAUGCAAUGUUGAAAGCAGCUACCCAGAAGUCACUGCUUACAGGUGGUACAAAAAUGGGGUUGCCUAUGGAGAGGGGCAGGUGAAGACCCUCCAGAGUGUCACACGAGAAGACUUUGGCCAGUACCACUGCGAGGCAGAAAAUCUUGUUGGGACGACAGCGGCCAAAGCGGCAACACUCUAUGUUUUCACUGCCCUGCUCUCCGUCAGCCCUUCUUCUGAUGUCCAGGAAGGUGGGACCAUCACAUUGACCUGCAACAUUCCUGGGGAAGACAAGCAAGAGAUCCACUACAGCUGGUACAAGAACAACAUCUGGAUUAAGGAAGGCACCGCCCGGAGCCUGGUGUUUCAUGAGGUGGCUGUUGAGGACAUGGGAUAUUACUCGUGCAAAGUGCAGAACGACAAGGGGAGUGAGAAGUCCCAAGUUGUUGGGAUAAACGUCUUCUACCCACCAAGGCCCCCCACCCUUGCCUUGUUCCAAGAGACCCAGGAAGGGAAGCUGGCCAUCAUUCACUGCACUGUCGACAGCAACCCCCAGUCUGCCCUGAGCCUUUUCCAAGGCAAGCGGCUCCUCGCGACCACCAGUUCACACUCAGCCCCCAACCAACGGAUCGCCAUCACCACGACCCGCAACUCCUUGAAGAUGGAAAUCCAGAAGGUGGUCCCAGAAGACCAGGGUGAAUACCAGUGUGUUGCAACCAACAAGUAUGGGAACGCCACCACUACGAGAUUCUUCGGUGCCCAGACUGCCAGGGUGGUGGUCAGUCCUUCUGAAGAAGUCCCUGAAGAGGAGAGGGUCACCCUGACCUGCAUGGCCACCUUGGAGCCAGAAGAAGGGACCACGUAUACGUGGUACAAGAAUGCCAAGUGGCUACGAGAGGGGAGGGAAAACUCUCUCGUCUUCCCAGCAGCAGUCAGCAGAGAUGCCGGGACAUACUACUGCGUGGCCCAGAAUAAGAAGGGCACCAACAUAUCGCCAGCUGUCACUCUGCACGUUCUUUACCCCCCAAGACAACUGGUCAUCCAGUCCUUCCUAGAGACACAAGAGGGACAUCUGGGCAUCAUCCAGUGUACGGUUGACAGCGACCCCCCAUCUGAGAUAGCUUUGCACAAGGGGGGUGCUCUCAUGGGAUCCACUAAUGCCUCCUACUCACCUGCUGACCCCAGGGUGAGCAUGACCUCAUCCCACAACGCGCUCAAGGUGAGCAUUGAAGAUGUCACACUGGAAGACGAGGGACGGUUUGUGUGUUAUGCUCAAAACCGCUAUGGAGACUCAAGCACUUCCGUUGACUUCACAGCUGAAACUGCGAGGAUCGUCCUCACACCGUCUCCUGAGGUGGCUGAAGGUCAGGAGGUCCGUCUGUCCUGCGUAGUGAGCAGCAAUUCCUCCACCUUGGCCAACUACACCUGGUACCGGAAUGGACUCUGCCUCUCUGAAGCCCACAGGGACUCACUGGUGUACCCACAGGUGGCCAGAGGGGACGCCGGGGUGUAUCUCUGCCGGGUAGAGAGCCACGGAGUCAGCAAAAGCUCCACCUCCAUCUCCUUGUCUGUGCUGUACCGACCUGAACCUCCUCGAGUGGCCGUCUUCGUGGAGACGGAGAAAGGGAGGACGGCCCUCUUCCACUGUUCAGUAGACAGCAAUCCCCCCGCUGAGUUGAGUCUCUACAAAGGAGACCACCUCCUGGCAUCCACCGGCUCCACCAGCACAACCCUCCCAAGGAUCCAUGUCUCAAGCUCCCGCAAUGCCAUGCGGGUGGAGAUGGGAGAAAUCGUGCCAGAGGACGAGGGCAGCUAUCGGUGCGUUGCUACCAACGCAUAUGGCUCCUCAUUCACGCGCCUGCACUUGCGCGUGCAAACAGCCCGAGUUUUGGCCUCACCAUCCCCCGAGUUGCUGGAAGGAGACGCGGCCACCCUGACCUGCGACAUGCUCGAAAGUGCUCUGAGCGAUGCCACCUUCUCCUGGUACAAGAACUCCAAGCGCAUCCCGAACAGCAACUCCAGCACACUCGCUUUCCUGCAAAUAACCAGCAGGGAUGCCGGCUCCUACCACUGCAAGGCCCACUCUGCAGAGGAGACCAGCGCCAGCACCUCCCAGCCUCUCAGCAUAACCGUCUUCUACCCCCCGCGGAAACCUCAGCUGACCUCCUUCCUACAGAUGCAGGGCGGGCCAGCAGCUGUGCUCCAGUGCACCACAGACAGUGUGCCCCAAUCUCACCUGGUCAUGUACAAGGGAGAUGAGCUCCUGGCAUCCAGCAGCGGCUCCGACACAGUUCACAACCACCGGCUCAGAGUUUCUGCUUCAUACAACAGCUUGAGGGUGGAGAUCCGGGAUGUGGUGAUGGAGGACGAAGGGGGCUAUGGGUGCUGGGCCAGCAACCUCUACGGUAACAGCAGCGUCUCCAUCAGGUUCACUGCAGAAACGGCACGGAUCUGGAUUUCUCCUCCGGAUGUUCUCGAAGGGGACUCUGCAAACCUGACCUGCGCUGUUGACAGCGGUGCAGCUGAAGAGCCGCGCUACGCCUGGUAUAAGGACCACAGGCGGUAUGCGGAGGGCCCCUCCCGGACGCUGUCCCUUCCCAAGGUCACUGUGGCCGAUGCAGGAACUUAUUACUGUGCGGUGAAGACUCCCCAGAGAGUGCGGAACUCCUCCCUAGGCACCCUGAAUGUCCUCUACCCACCCAGGAAUGUCCAAGCAGCAUCCUUCUUGGAGGCACAGAAUGGGCAGCUGGCCAUCCUGGUGUGCUCUGUCGACAGCAACCCCCCAUCGGAACUGUCGCUCCGCCAAGGCAAUGAGGUCCUUGCGUCCACCAGCUCUUUCCCAGGCCGUGGAGCGCCACCAGAGCCUCGGCUGAGUGUUGCUUCCUCUCCCAACUCCUUGAGGCUGGAGAUCAAAGAGGUCCACUUGGAUGACGAAGGGCGGUACGAGUGCCUCGCUAGCAACGGCAUUGGCACGGCGAGGGCAUCCCUGGACCUCACGGUGGAGACUACCAAGGUCGUGAUCAGCCCAUCUCCAGAUGUUCAAGAAGGGGAUCCCGUCUCUCUCACCUGCGAAGACGCCAACGCCGCAUCCAAUGCUCUUUACACCUGGUACAAGAACACGCAAUGGCUGGUGGAAGGUGUUGCCGUCUCCCUUGUCUUCCAGGCAGUAACCCCAGGGGACACGGGUGCCUACUCCUGCCAAGUGCACAACGCGAGGGGAAUCCGGACAUCUCCACCCGCCGCCAUGCGCGUCCUCUAUGCUCCCAAGAAACCCUUGCUGGUCUCCUUCCUGGAGAUGCAAUCUGGCCACCAAGCCAUCAUCCAGUGUGCCGUUGAGAGCCACCCAUCAUCUGACAUCACCCUGUACAAAGGACAUGAGAUUGUGGCUUCCAGCAGGAGUUCCGGAGGACUGCCUGCCCCAUGGCUCAAUGCCCACUGGGCCCCCAACUCCCUGAAGGUGGAAAUCAAGGGGGUCCGCCUGGAAGAUGAAGGGCAAUACCUCUGCUCGGCUAACAACACUUAUGGGGCCUCCACAGCCUCCAUUUACUUCAGUGUGGAGAGUGCAAGAAUCACCAUUGAGCCUUCACCGGACAUCCUGGAAGGGUCUGCCGCCAACUUGACCUGUGUGGUUGCCAGCCGGGCUGCUGGAGGAAUGAACUACACCUGGUAUAAGAACAGCCGGUGGCUCCAGGAUGGGCCCGGCCCCUCCCUGCUCCUGGAAGCCGUAGCCAGAGAGGAUGCUGGCUCGUACCACUGUCAGGCAGAGGGGGAGAUGGGCAGCAGCAGCCUGACAUCUGGCCUGGUCCUCUUGCAAGUGAUUUAUGCACCUCGGACCCCCUCCCUAAGUGCCUUCCUGGACAAUGAAAGAGGGAGAGUGGGCAUCAUUCGCUGCCAAGUCGACAGCCACCCACAGUCCGAGCUGGCCCUCUACAAAGAGGGCAGCCUCCUGGCUCGCACCCAGGGCUCCCGCUCAGCAGCUGCACAGCGGUUCGGCACGUUCCAGUCCUACAACAGCCUCAGGGUGGAGAUCCGAGACCUGGUGGCCGAAGACUCGGGGCGUUACGUCUGUCUGGCCAGCAACGCAUUUGGCAACGCGACCAGCGCCUUGGACUUCAGUGCCGAGAUCUGUCUCUCCUUCUGUUUACCUGCAGCUCUCUCAGACCUCCACUUCUUCAGGGUCCUGGCAGGGGUCUUCAUUGCCAUGGCCUGCGCAGCCGCGCUUUGCGCCUUGGCCCUCGGAGUGUGCAAGAACUGGAGCAGGAUAAAUGAACAGCGGAAAAAGUGGAAACCGUGGAGAACCCAGAAGGAAGAACUGGUGGAGAUGGAAAAUAAGGAAGUGGAAGCCCAGGUGGGGCUCCCGGUGCGCUUGCUCCAGACGCUCUGCCUUCGCUGCCCGCUGGCCGGGGAACGCGUUGGGCGCUGGCCUUCCUCCCAGGCAGGAGGCUGCAGCUCCAGGCAAGGAGCCGGCGGGCUGGGCGCCUCGGGCGGGAGGCAUGUGCAGGAGCGCGGAGGGGAGAUCUGGGAGCUCUCGCACAUAAGAACAUAA
Messenger RNA from Euleptes europaea (tarantolino), 5304 nucleotides. RefSeq names its product sialic acid binding Ig like lectin 1 (gene SIGLEC1). Bases 1 to 5304 code for a protein of 1767 amino acids. The transcript has 21 exons. The record is from RefSeq and is a predicted model, not a curated record. Lineage: Eukaryota; Metazoa; Chordata; Lepidosauria; Squamata; Sphaerodactylidae.